Molecule: messenger RNA, 1120 nt
Organism: Drosophila ficusphila
Lineage: Eukaryota; Metazoa; Arthropoda; Insecta; Diptera; Drosophilidae
Gene: Taldo
Product: probable transaldolase
Exons: 3
Coding region: 36-1031 (331 amino acids)
Biological process (GO): pentose-phosphate shunt; pentose-phosphate shunt, non-oxidative branch; carbohydrate metabolic process
Cellular component (GO): intracellular anatomical structure; cytoplasm
Molecular function (GO): transaldolase activity
Source: RefSeq, a predicted model, not a curated record
UGUGAGUCCAAUUUUUUUGUCUUAUAAGUCGGGACAUGGGAAGUGAUCGCACGUUAAAAAAGCAAAAGAUGUCGGUUUUACAGGAACUUAAGAAAAUCACCACCAUUGUUGCUGACACCGGCGACUUUGAAGCUAUUAACAUCUACAAGCCCACAGAUGCCACCACGAAUCCCUCUCUUAUUUUGUCAGCUUCAUCCAUGGAGCGGUACCAGCCCCUGGUGCAGAAGGCAGUGGACUACGGCAAGGCAAAAAAAGGCUCCGUGAGUGAACAAGUAGCCGAGGCCAUGGAUUACCUUUGCGUGCUGUUCGGAACGGAAAUCUUAAAGGUCGUCCCCGGUCGGGUUUCCACUGAAAUCGACGCACGUCUUUCCUUCGACACCAAGAGGAGCGUGGAGAAGGCCCUGAAGCUGAUUGAUUUGUAUAAGUCUCUGGGCAUUGGCAAGGAGCGCAUCCUGAUCAAGCUGGCUUCUACGUGGGAAGGCAUCAAAGCGGCCGAGAUCCUGGAGAACGAGCACGGCGUGCACUGCAACCUGACACUCCUCUUCUCGUUCGCCCAAGCCGUGGCCUGUGCAGAGGCUGGCGUGACCUUGAUUUCCCCUUUCGUGGGCAGGAUCCUUGACUGGUACGUGGCCAACACGGAUACAAAGAAGUUUGAGGCCCUCAAGGACCCGGGAGUAAUCUCGGUAACCAACAUCUACAACUACUAUAAGAAAUUUGACUACAAGACACUUGUUAUGGGGGCCUCGUUCCGGAAUGUGGGAGAAAUCAAAGCUCUGGCAGGCUGCGAUCUGCUCACCAUUAGUCCUUCCCUGCUCAAGGAGCUGGAGAACGAGACCGAAACGGUCACCACUUACUUGUCCGUAAGCAACGCCAAGCUGCAGGAUAUCGAAAAGAUCACCGUAAACGAGAGCCAGUUCCGCUGGCUGCUCAACGAGGAUGCCAUGGCCACCGACAAGCUUUCAGAGGGAAUUCGAAAGUUUGCCGUGGAUACCGUCAAGCUGGAGAAUUUGAUAAAGACCUAUCUUAAGUAGAAAUUCGUGUUUCUUUUUGCAGGUGAAGGAUACAUUUGUUUAAAAGAUAAAUGCUUUUAUAAUUAAAUAAAAAUUAUAAAUUAUCAAAA